AUGUCGUACACUCAGCACCAACAAGCAGAGAUUGACCCAUACAUACAGAUGGAAUGCGAAGAGUCUUGGAAAUUCAACUACCCAGAGCUUCCAGACACAUAUCUCUCAUCGUCUUUCGGCGGUUGUUCACUGGGAACAGAUCAGAUCGGAAAUACAAUUCAGCCGCUUCCACAUUUUCAGGAGACUGACUACCAGCAUGGUCGACAAGUUUCUCAAGGAUUGUCUGAGUUUCAGUACCUUCUACGCAGUCAGGAUCAGACUUUCUUUACGGAUGACAAUAUUGCCCAAGCUGAUUGGAGCUGGCCUGAACCCAGUCAGGUAUGGCUGCGACAAGAUAGCCAUGAGAUGGAGCAGGUUGGGGACACAAUCUUUUUAGAUGACUUGGGAUACCCUAAAUCUGAUGACCGGGAUCAUGGUAUUCAGACAUCCAACAGGAAGGACCAAGUCCAAAAAGGAAAAGUCCAUAUUGUGCAUGUGACUAAACCAGUGCUUACUGAAUGGGUUGAGUGUCAUAAGCCAUGGUCUAUAGGGAACAAGCGCAAAUCAAAAAGAUCGAGUCGCUCUGCAAAAGCUUGUACUGUCAAGCGGGUAUAUGGAACUGAAUUUCUGGACAGCAAUGGGAACACAGUGGAUCACCUAGUCAUGCCAAGUAUCAGGGAUGCAGCUGCUUUCCUUGGAUGGUCCAGAAACACGGUCAAAUCAGCUUUGGGGAAAACAGGUGAUGAGAAAGGUGUUGUGCUUGGGGUCUGGAAAGUUGAGGAACAUGACCCAAAGGCACCAGCUGAGAUUGACUACUCAACAGUACCAGAUGCAGAACUCUCCCUAUAUCAACAAGAAAUUGACAAGGAGCCCAUGUCGCUUCUCCUGUCAUUUAUCAACAGCCCUUCUCGCCAGUCAUGGUCUCACCAGGAAUCCUUGGAUCAGGUCAGACCAGGUGAUACAAGUGAACCCUCCCAGAGCAACCUACUGGGUACUGUCUCAUCAUGGCAGAUCUCUCAGCCUUUGUCAAGUAUUAGAGAUGGGACUCGAGAAAAUACAGCAGCUGUGACACAAUCAACAGGUGAUGCAGAGGAUCUUCUGAAAGACCCUGCUGGUCUGACAUGGCUUACUACAUCACAUAGUACCCCAAGAAAUCACCCCUGUUGUAUGCCACAAUACACAGUACCUGGCAAGACAUCUUCACACAGGGAAAGGGGGAAGAAGCUGUCCACCAGAGGUCACGUUGUCAAUCUAUACCAUGUCUCACAACAAUAUGGGGAGGGAUUUGGCCUUGAAGGGAAGCUUGUGUCCUCUGCUUUCAUAACAACUGAUAGGAGAGUCUCCGCUGUCACUGGUGCUAGCAGUCACUCUUUGGACAAUGCCAAGCUUCACACCAAUAUUGAGUUGGGUGUGUGGAGAAUUAGCUACCUUGGUAAAAUACGCAAAGGAGAGGAUGUGGACCAGGAGAUUUUUGCUGGAGUGGAUCCUGAUUUGGCAAGGUCCAAUCCGACUGGUUCGAUGGGCAUUGAAGGCACAAUUAGCAAUCAGCAGGAAGCUAUGCAGCAUACCACAAGGCAGCCCAUCCCAGCAAUUGUUAGGAAAACAGUACAAAGACAGCAAUAUAGACACUCCAAUAUGACCCGUGCAAAACAAUCAAUGCACUCAGCCAAUGCAAAGCGAUACCGUGUAGAGCAAGCUAAUGGAGAUCUCUUUGAGUAUGACGGACAAUUGGUAGCCUUUGCCAUAAUACGGACUGUUGCUGCUGUGACUGAGUUCCUCAAUUGCCCUAGGAGGACUCUUUACAGAAACUUGAAGGCCAAUGGCAGAAAGAAGGGUAUCGUUAAGGAAGUAUGGAGAGUCAGAGAGUACAAAGAUGGCUCCACUUCUACUUGA
This is a messenger RNA of Filobasidium floriforme, 1872 nucleotides long. RefSeq lists its product as uncharacterized. The record is from RefSeq and is a predicted model, not a curated record. Bases 1 to 1872 code for a protein of 623 amino acids. Lineage: Eukaryota; Fungi; Basidiomycota; Tremellomycetes; Filobasidiales; Filobasidiaceae. The transcript has 3 exons.